UACAUCGACACAAAAUGUCAGUGUUUUAAAACAAGUUUACACUAAAUUUGAAGUAGCUAGAUGCAAGUGAAAUAAUCAAUGUUCUUGAACCGGAAUCUGCUAAAUUCCUGCCUUUUUCAUCCCAUUUUCAUAAAGUUUCCAUAUUCUCAUCGAUACCUUCAGGUUGCUUUUGGUUUUUUCAAAUGAAGUGAUUGCGAUUUGUUAGCAUUUAUGUGCGUGGAUCACUUAUUUCUGUGAUUGCCUGUCAGAAUUUUACUUUUUCGGGGUAGCUGCGGGGUAUAGUAUUAUGGCAAGGAAGAAGAUCAGAGAGUAUGAUUCUAAAAGGCUUCUGAAGGAGCAUUUGAAACGUUUGUCUGGAAUCGACCUCCAGAUCUGCUCUGCUCAAGUAACAGAAGCUACGGAUUUUGCUGAGUUAACCAACAAAGAACCAUGGAUUUCAUCCUCAAAAUUGGUCAUAAAACCAGAUAUGUUGUUUGGGAAGCGUGGAAAGAGCGGUUUGGUGGCUUUGAAAUUGGAUCUAGCGGAAGUUGCUGAAUUUGUUAAAGAGCGUCUUGGUGUGGAGGUUGAGAUAGGUAACUGCAAGGCACCUAUAACGACCUUCAUUAUUGAACCAUUUGUUCCCCACGAUGACGAGUAUUAUCUUUCAGUACUCUCUGAAAGGCUAGGAUGUACAAUUAGCUUCUCAGAAUGUGGAGGCAUUGAAAUUGAAGAGAAUUGGGAUAAGGUCAAAACAAUAUUCCUUCCAACUGAAAUGUCAAUGACUUUGGAGGCGUGUGCACCACUGAUUGCCACACUUCCUUUGGAGGUGCGGGGAAAGAUUGGCAAUUUUAUAAUGGGUGUGUUUGCUGUAUUUCAAGACCUGGACUUCAGUUUUCUUGAGAUGAACCCAUUUACGCUUCUUAAUGGUGAACCAUAUCCGCUGGAUAUGAGAGGAGAAUUAGAUGACACAGCUUCCUUUAAAAACUUUAAGAAGUGGGGUAAUAUUGAGUUCCCUCUACCUUUUGGGAGAGUUUUGAGUCCAGCAGAAAGGUUUAUCCAUUCAUUAGAUGAAAAAACCAGCGCGUCAUUGAAGUUUACUGUAUUGAAUCCCAAAGGACGGAUCUGGACAAUGGUUGCUGGUGGUGGAGCAAGUGUAAUAUUUGCUGAUACAGUUGGAGACUUGGGAUAUGCAUCUGAGCUCGGUAAUUAUGCAGAAUAUAGUGGAGCUCCAAACGAAGAGGAGGUUUUACAAUAUGCUCGCGUUGUUCUUGAUUGUGCCACAGCUGAUCCAGAUGGCCGUAAGAGAGCUCUCAUUAUUGGGGGUGGCAUUGCUAAUUUUACUGAUGUUGCUUCUACCUUCAAUGGAAUCAUCCGAGCUCUAAGGGAGAAGGAGUCCAAGUUAAAAGCUGCUCGAAUGCACAUUUUUGUUCGAAGAGGUGGCCCUAAUUACCAAACAGGUUUGGCAAAAAUGCGUGCAUUGGGAGAGGAGUUGGGAGUUCCCCUAGAGGUUUAUGGGCCCGAGGCUACAAUGACCGGCAUUUGCAAACUGGCAAUUGAUAGCGUUAUGUCUGAACUCUGAAGCAUAGAUAUGGAAGUGUGUUAUCCAUGUUGGUAUUUCAACAGCUCUAUGUCAGCUUAUCUUUCCAUACCAAAAUUGAAAAAGGAGGUUUCCCAAUCUGUGAAUAAAGUUUGGGAUGCAAUGCAAAAAUUGACUCUGGAAUCUCGAAAUCACUCAGAAAGUUCGUUGUCCAUAAAAUUCAAUUCCUACAUUUCCUACAAUUAUGCACACAGCUCUUUCAUUUACGAAUUGUAUUUUAAAAAACAAGUUCACAAUUGUUGUUUUGACAUUGGUGCCUAGUGUCAUAUUAUGACACUAAAGACCUACAAUGCUCAUUGGGCCUGAAAGUGGUCAAGUGGUUCUUACCCCUUAGCACCCCCCNACCCUCUUCAUUUCUUAACUGGUAGCAAUAAAAAGUGUUGAGAAUC
Molecule: messenger RNA, 1965 nt
Organism: Cuscuta campestris
Lineage: Eukaryota; Viridiplantae; Streptophyta; Magnoliopsida; Solanales; Convolvulaceae
Source: the annotation of a GenBank genome assembly